Messenger RNA from Antechinus flavipes (yellow-footed antechinus), 7326 nucleotides. It is a transcript of the gene ZBTB14, whose product is annotated as zinc finger and BTB domain containing 14. The record is from RefSeq and is a predicted model, not a curated record. The transcript has 3 exons. NCBI's taxonomy places the organism in Eukaryota, Metazoa, Chordata, Mammalia, Dasyuromorphia, Dasyuridae. Gene Ontology annotation, cellular component: nucleus. Gene Ontology annotation, biological process: regulation of transcription by RNA polymerase II. Gene Ontology annotation, molecular function: DNA-binding transcription factor activity, RNA polymerase II-specific; RNA polymerase II cis-regulatory region sequence-specific DNA binding; protein binding. The coding region runs from base 2015 to 3361 and encodes 448 amino acids.
GAACAGGGAAUGUUUAGACUGGAAAAGAAGGGGUAGAGUAAAAUUUAUGUGUUGUUAGGGCUAUCAUAAAGAAACAGGAUGACACUUCUGCAAAGCCCAAGUGCAGAACUAAGGUAAAAUGCUGGAAAUUGAGGAGAAUUAAAUUAAUUAUAUGAAUUAAUAUUCCUAAACAAAAGGAAAUACUUUUUACCCAAGAAGUUUUUGUAGUUUCUUGUAGCUUUACUAAUUGUAGCUUUCUUGGAGGCUUUAUAAAUUAAUUCCCAAAGUCUUCGAAGGCGAUUCCCUUUCAGAAGUAGCUAAGUCGCCAGCUUAACAAAAGUUGUGGUCCUGGAAGCAGGAAGACUGGAGUUUAAAUCCAACCUGACACUUACUUAGUAGCUGUGAAAUUCUGAUCAGUCAUUUGAUCCCAAUUUCCCUCAGUUUCCUCAUCUGUAAAAUGGGGAUAAUACCACCUGUUUCCCAGAACAGCUAAAAGGAUGAAAUGAGAUAAUUGGAAAGUAUCUGGCAUACAGUAAGUGCUUUAUAAAUAUUUCGUAUUAAAUCUGGAUUGGACUAGAUGAUUUCUGAAGCCUUUCUCAAUUCAAAUUCUUGAGAUGGAAAGUAUUUCCGUGACAGGAAGCUCUUAAAGAGGGAUGACUGUGUAAAACUCAUAGGUAGAUACUGUAGCAGCAACUUUUUUAGGGAAAAGCUUCUAUUGGUUAGGUUUAAGUGGAAACUAAAAGAGUUUUUCUUGCAUCGGCAAUUUUCUAGAAAAUUAAUGGUGACCCCGAGAGCAGAUGCAGUGGAGAAGAGUGUACAUUAAUAGACAUCUGCAAUAUACAACCUCCUUGCUACAACUCGAAAGCUCAUGAGAUUUACUUUACUGAAAAUGACACCGCCCCCACUUCCCCCACUUCAACUCUUGUGAGGCUCAAUCAAGACUGGCCCCUGAACUGAUACCUGACUCGGAUUUCACGCCCCCAAGCAGCGUUAAUUAAACAUGGUCUGCUUUCAGAAACUUGUAAGUCAUUUUUAACAAUGCAAACUGGUUUAAGGUUACUAGAAGGGCCCUCUCCUCCAAAGAAGGAAGAAGACACAGGCGCGAAAACUCUUCCUUCUUGGCGCGAGUACUGAAAGGCUAAAGCCGCAGACCCGCGCCUCAGACCCGCGCGCGCGCCCCUGGGGCUCGAACUCCCUCCCGCGUGCACGGGGAGCGGGUUCCACGCACACGCACACGCACGGGGCCGCCCGCUCUCUCGCGUCGCCAGCGCUUCGCUGGGGCCCGGGCGCGCGAAUUCGCGGCCCGAGCAGACCAGUAGUUCACAGCACAGGACCCGAGAGGAUGGCCUCCAGCGGAGUUAGUUGGAAAAGAGAAACACCAGCCUUCUCUCCCUAUACCCGCGCGCCUUCCUCGUUCGCAGCCACGCCCCACCAGCUUUUCCGGCUUAUUCCCACCCACCUCCUCCCGCGCGCGGCGCGCCGCUAACUUAGUGGCGCGCGUGCGUGCGCGUGCGCAGGCGAGGCUCUAGGAAGUGGAGGGGGUCUAAUAGACACUGGAGAGUUCCUGGUUUUAACCCUUUGGCGACCGAACUAACAGCUAUUUAGGUUUACGUGCCUGCGCAAGGCGGCGGCGCGCCCUCUUCCAACCCGCACCGCGCAUGCACGGGAGGUGGGGGGGGAGGUGAACGGGGGGAUGGUGGUGGGGGUGUUCACGGCCAGCUCGGCAUUCUGUGCUCGUGCAGGAAUAGGAGGGCAGCUAUCGCCACGGACGUGCACAGUUUCCCCCUCCCCCCUACCCCGUACCCUUCCCCAACUCCAAAAAAACACGCUAAUCCCCCCCCAAAAAAACACUGUCCAUCCAGACACCCCAAUAUCCCCAAGCCCACCUCUCCGCGCCCAGGCCUGUGUGUGUAGGGAGUACGGGCAAGGGUCCGUGGCAGUGCUGGGCUGCAGGUUUGGAGUGUCACUGAUCAGAGUUAUUCUGAUCUGAAGAAUUUGGUGUUUUAAAUCAUUAAGAUAAUUGCCUAAAUUGUUCAUGGAGUUUUUCAUCAGCAUGUCUGAAACCAUUAAAUAUAAUGAUGAUGAUCAUAAAACUCUGUUUCUGAAAACAUUAAAUGAACAACGUCUAGAAGGGGAAUUUUGUGAUAUUGCUAUUGUUGUGGAAGACGUGAAAUUCAGGGCACAUAGAUGUGUGCUUGCUGCAUGCAGUACCUAUUUCAAAAAGCUUUUCAAGAAGCUGGAGGUGGAUAGUUCAUCUGUAAUAGAGAUAGAUUUUCUUCGUUCUGACAUAUUUGAGGAAGUUUUGAACUACAUGUAUACUGCAAAGAUUUCUGUGAAAAAAGAAGAUGUCAACUUGAUGAUGUCAUCAGGUCAGAUACUUGGUAUACGGUUUUUGGAUAAACUCUGCUCUCAGAAGCGAGAUGUAUCCAGUCCUGAAGAAAACAACACUCAGGCAAAAAACAAAUAUUGCUUGAAAAUAAAUCGCCCCAUUGGAGAUUCCACUGACAAUCAGGAUGAUGAAGUAGAAGAAAUUGGAGAUCAAGAUGACAGUCCUUCUGAUGACACAGUGGAAGGAACUCCCCCAAGUCAGGAGGAUGGUAAGUCACCCACUACCACACUUAGGGUCCAAGAAGCAAUCUUGAAGGAGUUGGGGAGUGAAGAAGUUCGAAAAGUAAAUUGCUAUGGCCAGGAAGUAGAAUCUAUGGACACUUCAGAAUCAAAAGACUUGGGGUCCCAGACUCCUCAAGGUUUAACAUUUAAUGAUGGCAUAAGUGAAGUAAAAGAUGAACAGACCCCAGGCUGGACAACAGCAACCAGUGACAUGAAAUUUGAAUACUUACUCUAUGGUCACCGGGAACAGAUUGCUUGUCAGGCAUGUGGAAAGACAUUUUCAGAUGAAGCCCGCUUGAGAAAGCAUGAAAAACUCCAUACGGCAGACAGGCCAUUUGUUUGUGAAAUGUGUACCAAAGGCUUCACCACACAGGCCCACCUGAAAGAACACCUGAAAAUCCACACUGGAUAUAAACCUUAUAGCUGUGAAGUGUGUGGAAAAUCAUUUAUCCGUGCUCCAGACUUAAAAAAACAUGAGAGAGUUCAUAGUAAUGAGAGACCUUUUGCGUGUCACAUGUGUGACAAAGCCUUCAAACACAAGUCUCAUCUGAAAGAUCAUGAAAGAAGACACAGAGGGGAAAAGCCUUUUGUUUGUAGCUCCUGUACAAAAGCAUUUGCCAAGGCAUCUGACCUCAAACGCCAUGAAAACAAUAUGCACAGUGAGAGGAAACAGGUCCCCACUAGUGCCAUCCAGAGUGAAACUGAACAGUUGCAGGCAGCUGCUAUGGCUGCAGAGGCAGAACAACAGCUUGAGACCAUAGCCUGUAGUUAGUUACAAUCAGAGAUCAAAGGAAAGUGGAACUCUUUAUACCCAAAAUGCAGUUACUGCAUAGAUUUUGAGAUUAAACCUGUCAAAAAUGAAUUUCUUAAGACUGGUCACUGUAUUUUUGUGGAAACGUGAAGAGUUGUUGUCAUAGAACUGAAGACGGUGCUUGGUUAGAUGCUUUAAAAACUUUUCAAGGAAGUAUUUCCUCAGAAUUCUGACCAAAUGGUUUUACUGUCUCACGUAGUAAAUCAUAGUAGUAUUGCCAGUUUGCUGUUCAUUUUUAAAAUGGUUUUAAUUUGAAAACUCAUUUGUCAUAGAAGUAAAAAAAAAAAAAAACUUCCUUUUUAAUUCUUGUAUUCCUAUUGCACUUGGAGUGUAUUAUAUAGAAUGAAUAAUUGGGUACAUUGAUUUCUUAAUUACUUUUUGUGAUUGCUGGUUAAAGCAAAUUUUUAUUCCUUAGAAAAGCAACAAUGAGAACACUUAAGCACCUUCCCUAUUCAGAGUGCCAUAUUAGCUGUUGGGGAGACAUAGUUUACAUGAGACAUGGUCCCAAGUACAAAAACCUCUAGGAGCAGAAAAUGCUUGAUGAAUGAUUGACCAUGAGCUGAGCAAUCAAAACAUCAGUGGAAGUCAUCAAAGUACAAAUUGAUCUUAUCAUUUGGUUUAUUCAUUUUGUAAGUUUUUUUUCUCCUGUAUUAUUGUGUAAAAUUCAAAUGUUUGUUGCCUUUUGGCAAAGGUUCUUCAUCACUUUGUGACUCCUCACCUACUUAAACUCAUUAUCCUCUCCUCCCUAUAUAACUUUGAAUUAAAUUGUACAGCAGGCUGUACUGUCCACUUGGUUUAAUGAUAUGACCAGAUAGUAACCAUCUUGCCAUCUAGAGACCAACUUCUUAUGGCCUUCCUGUUUUGCGGUGUCUUGCUAUGUGAAACAGCUUUCUUGUUUUGAAAAGUCAUUUUCAAAGUAGGGAAAUGUUAUAAUAAUGGAUGAUGGCAGCUAAAAGAUAGGAAUGUGACUAAGAAAAGUUUUUGCAUGCAUACUUAAUUGCCUCCCGACUUUUAUCAGAUUCAAUAAUUGCAAUUGAUUUUCAAAAUUGGAUUGAAAAAACCUCAAGAACAAGACUUUAAUAUAAAGUUGAUAAUAUCUGAAAAAAGACUAAAUGCACUUCUUCAUAUAUAUUUGUAUAGCUCAUCUAAGUUACAUGAAUCUGUUGAACUCUUUACAGGACAUGAUUUAUUUACCCAGUCAAGAAGCCACCAAAUUGCAGCAUAUGUAAAUUAAUAAUUUAAAAAAGCCUUUUUAAAUUUUAAAUGUAUAGUAUAGAAUUUUUAAUGUUACAUAUUUCAAGUAAAUAUGGACAAAGCUGCACUUUUUUUGCACAUUUGAUUAGAAUACAUCUUAAGUCUGCAACAAACAUUUAUGACCAACAUAAAAGCUGCCAGACUAAGUGUUUCUAUGUUUGCUUCAUAAUUGCUUGCAUUUCUACUCACAAAUUAAGAAUGCUUUUUUGUAGCUGUUAAACAGAUUCUGAUGAACUUUGUUUCACUUUCAGUGUUUUUGAUUUAUUUGACCACCUUCUUUAAACAAUUCUUUAAAAUUUCAUCAGUAGCUUGGAAUAUCUUCUAUAAUAAAAUAUUAAUUAUUUUAGAAUAUUUAAAAAUUUAGGAAAUUAUUAUAAUUUCUAUUCUUAAUUUUGUGUUGCUGUUUUUUAAAAAACGAAGUUAAAAUAAUUUCCUUUCUUAGUUUAUAAUAGCAUCAGUCAGGAUAAACAAAAAAAAACAUUAAGUUCAUAGAACUUAAAUUGAACACUGGGGAAAUUGUUUAUAUAUUUAUUGGCAAAGCAUUUAAUUUUGUUUUUAAAGUAGUUGAAUUUGUUUACACACAAAUAAUUAUUCUCUCUACUAAAACAGCCCUAUAAGAUUUUCUAAAUUUUCUUCUAAUAAUAAAAUCUAACAUUUAUAUGGCACUUUAAGGUUUGUAAAGCACUUUACAUACAUUGUCUCAUUUGAGUCUCACAACCAUCUUGUGAGAUAGGUGCUAUUAUCCCCAUUUUAGAGAUAUGGAAACAGACUGAACAUAUAUGUAGAACUGGGAAAAUGCUGAAGCCUGCUGAGUUCAAUCCUUCAUUUUACAGAUCAGAAGACAUAAGCCUGCUUAGAGAUUUAAGUGAUUUGCUCAGUGACACAGUGUCUGAGGCAGCAUUUGAACCCAGUUCUUUUUGACUUUAUACUUAAUGUGUCCAUGUAGUGGUGCUGUUCUCCUAAUCUAUCUGAAUCACUUGUAGUUGGGUAAUAAACCAUUGAUCUAAGAUCUUUUUCACCAAAGCAAGGUAAAAAUAAAAUAACUAAUCAACUACAAUUUUUAUAUGAAGCAAUUUGAGGACACUUAUUUAAACAAAAGAUGCUUGUCAUUUUAGUCUCAGUUUUUUAGAAAAAUAUUUUGGAGUUCUGUUACCAUUGUAAUGUAUUUUGUGUAUUCACAUAUUUUGGGAAGAAAAUGCAUUUAUUUUCCUACGUGAUAUUUCACUACUUAAUACACUGUUUUGUUUUUCCCUUUGGCUUUGUGAUAGAAUUUGAGUAACCGAAGAAAAUGAAUUAAGCAACAAAUGGAACAUCAUUUUUGAAGUCAAAAAACCCAUAUAAAAAUGCCAGCUUUCCCCUUAGCUGUACUACAGCACACUACACAGUUAAUGCUUUUGAACUGGUUUCCUGAAUUUUAAAAUAAUCAUAUCUUGCCUGCCUAUCUUACACAGUUGUGUGAAAAAAUCAGGUAAAAUAUAUGUUCUAUUUAUUUAAAGGAACAAUUAUUGCUUGGAUACUCUUAGAUGAGAGAUUAGAAGGGAGAAAAUCAGAGCUAGUCUUAAACUCUCUUAAUUCUUUCAAGCUAUUGUUAGAUUGUUUCAAUUGCAUUGACUUGAGUUUAUGAAUAAUGAGUUGGAGUUACACAGCUAUGUCUGAAACUUAAGGAAUUUGGAGCUGGAAGGAAUCUCAGAGAUCUAAUCCAAUCAUCUUCAAGUAGAAGAAACACAUAACAUGUCCAAAGUCACACAAGUAGUAGUUGGAUAGGAUUUGAAUCCAGGUUGCUUAAGCUUCAGGCUGAAAUUAGACAUUCUAAAUGUAGGGCAUUUAUAUUGCUUCAUUAUCUCCCAUUUCCUUCUCUCCCUUUCCUCUCCCUACCCCACCCCCAAAAUAUUUUGCUUCAAGCACCAUUCUUCCAAAAUUUGGAUUUCUGAGCAGAGGAUAUUUAGAUUUAGAUCCUUAGAUGUCCACCCUUGGGCACAUGGUGUACCCUCAUAAUCUUAGUUACUUCAUCUGUGUGGUGAAGACUGAGUUGCUGUUCUUAAGUUCAAAAUUUCUACUUAGCUUCUGAUUAAAUUUGUCCCAGUAAGUAGGGGUGAGAAUAUCUAACAAUAUUAGUAAAGAUUUCUCAGCUUCACAGAUGCUGAUGCUUAAAUAAAUUUUCUCAACUUGUUUUAAAGUUAAAAUAUUAAAGGAAAAAGUAGGGGUUGGAGGUAGAUUUAAUAAGAUUUGGAGUUGGAAUAUGUAGAAAUAGAUCCUUACUCAUUUAUCUUGCCGAUAAAGAAAAUCUCCAAUAGUUCCAGACUUGUAUUCAGUUCAGCGGAAAGAACAUUGAAUCUAGCAGAGGACCUGGGUUCAUAUCCCAACUUUGCUGACAAUUACUGCAUAUUUUGGGUACUACUGACUUUGGGCAAGUCAACCUUACAGGGCCUCACUUUUCUCAUCUAUUAAAAUAAUGAUUUGGCCUGAAUGGUCUUAGAGGUUCCUUUCGGCUCUAGAUUUUGGAUAUUAGGUAGUUAAGCCCAAAUCUGACUGAAUUCAGUGAUUUUUCUACAUUUUCAUACUGCCUUUCUAAUUGUACAAAUUCAGGUAGCUCCGUUUACAAAAUGUAUUACUAUGUAUCCAUAUGUAAGACAGUUUGGAUCAUUGAAUAAAGAAUUUUCAUAGAAAUUUUA